Haliotis rubra (blacklip abalone) is the source of this 2742-nucleotide messenger RNA. RefSeq names its product tight junction-associated protein 1-like. The record is from RefSeq and is a predicted model, not a curated record. The coding region runs from base 696 to 1580 and encodes 294 amino acids. The transcript has 6 exons. Lineage: Eukaryota; Metazoa; Mollusca; Gastropoda; Lepetellida; Haliotidae.
GUUCCCUUGAAACAAAAUUAUUAGGCAGCAUUUGUGUUCCGUCUGCUAUUAAUGAUUCAUCUACACUGAAUGUAGGGUCGAGGACUUGUGUGCUAGUUCCCGUGUUGAUGGCCUGAACCGUGAAUCAUAGAGGUUAUGGAGUGAUGGUUUUGUGUGAUUGAUAUGACCUCUUCAGACCCUUCUGACGGAACUGUUUUAUUCCCAUGCUUCAUAAAGAUGGAGGUGCAUUAGCAUGAUGGCAGACAAUAGCCGUCGUUCCAGGUGCAGUAAGUGCAUGUGUGUUGUUCCGGUGGACAUGUGAUCGUGGCAUCACGUCGCCAGCCUCAUUAUUUCAUCGUCCUGCGCUGUUACCAAGCUGGAAUCACGAGGGAUUUUCUACAGCACUGUCAUAACAACACCAUGUUGUCUUGAAACUGCACUGAAGCCGAUUCAGCCUGCUUUGUUGCCUCAUCCAUGUUCCGCAGAUGCCUUACGCUACCUAACGUUCAUGUGCCUAACUCAAUAACUCCAAGUGCUUUAACAUCAACUGAAGCCAGAGUUGAUCUUUUUGGAUACCAUGGAUGAAGAACAUGGCGUUUUUUCAGCUGAAGUAGAAAUUGGGAUUUCCUUAAACGAUGGAGAGGUCAGCCCGACCUAAUUAGAUUUUUACUGAGCCACUUUGAAAGUAUUGAUUGUAUUGUCAUCAAGAUCGCAAGAUGAGUAAGAGACAUUGUGGACCUGUUUGCCUGGACCUCCACCAGCAGAUAGAGGAGCUGCAGUGUCAGCUGAUCAGGAGCAACUCACACAUCUCUCUCAUAGAGCAUGAGCUGAUUGAUAGUAAGCAGCUCGCGGAAUAUGAAGUGCUGAAACUGCGGGAGGAGUUUGCUCGACUCAGGGACAGAUAUGACAGGCUGCUGGAGAGUCACAAGAGGAUGCAGAAGGUCAACCACGACCUGGAGGACAAGUUACUUAAAGUGGUUAACAAAUUUGAGGGAGAGAAGGUGUCCCUGCAGCGGGAGGUCGCAGCCUUGACCUCUAAACUUGUUGAUGGCAAGGUCACUAUAUGUGAAUUAGAGGAGGAAAAUGAACGGUACCGCAAUGACUGUAAUCUGGCAGUGCAGCUGCUUCACUGUAGACCUUCCAACUUUGUCGCACAUAAACUUAAUUCGCUUCCAAUGGACUUACAAGACCGGGUGAAGAAACACAUGACCCGAGAACAGAUUCUGAACAUGGAGAACAGCGUGAAGGAGUCCAAGUUGAUCCGAGUGCCGAUGCAGACAUUCCCCCCAUGUGCCAUGGUCUACUCCGUCAACAACACCGACGCUGAAACCAACAUGGGGAACGUGUCCCCCACAGAAACAGUGCCAAUGUCCCUCAUAGCCAAAGUGCUAACCCAGCCCGAGCCCAGGCGGAAGCCUCAGAGAACUUACAUCUGUCUGAAGUGCAAGCGAGACGUUGUGUUGAUAGACAAACAGGUCCAGGCCACGGGCCUGCGUGACCUUGAACGGAACAGUUUGCCGAUGAGGGUGCAUCGGACAGGAAGUACAAGUAGCAAUGGUAGUGGCAGACCCAGACACAAUUCUACGGAGACAGAGAUCUGAUACGAACUGUUCUGUCACUAUGUGAUAUGCCUUCAUGAUGAAGUCACCUGUAGUCUGACUUCAUGUGUGGUUGAGUGUUUUAUACUAAGCAUAAUUGCAGUGCUAUUCAAGCUGUUCUUAAUGAUGCUGAAGGAUAUUUAGAAUCCACAAGGAUUCUGACUAGAAUAGGUUCAGGUUUGCACAUCAUUGAAAAUGGUUUUGCCAUCUAAAUCUUCACAAUUUAUGCCUUGUUUAUGAGAGUAAGGCGACUUCAUAUGCAGCAUUUUGUGAGAUCUUAAUGAUCAAAGGGCAGGCACAACUGCAACAUGUACAUCUGUACAAAUAUAUUUAUUAACAAAUGUAAAUAUUUUCUACCACAUUUUUUCUCUAACAUGGUUAGUAACUAUUUAUAAGUUGGUGCAGCAGAGUGUCUUGUUUCUCAUAAAGUUUAUUGUUGUCAUAAACUGAGUUUAGGAUUUGCACAUAUUGAUCAUGAACAUUUUCAUAUCUGAAAGUUUUAAUUUAAUGGAAUGUAAUUGGCACCAUAUUACCAAAUUGUCAUGGUUUUUUUUCCAGUGUCAUGUUUGUUUCCAGUUGACUUACCUUCUUAACUGAAAUUCUAAAAAAAAAAAUAAUGAUUUUGUAUUUAGAUUUAUUUUUCAGAAAAACAGCUAGAAAUUUAAGAGGUUUUCAUAUAUGACAAGACUUUCAUUAUGUGCAUACUACUGUAUAUGACCGUAGAUAAGCUAAUCCUAACUUGACCCUUAAAAUCAGUAUCAAAUGGUAUAUCACGCACAUAAGCUGAACCACCAACUUUCGUUCAAUGAGACAGCAAAUUUAAUGCCUGGAUAUUUAAGACAGUCUUUUUCCAAUAUAAUGAUUCAUAAUCUAGUUACUGUGAUAGUAUAGGAAACAUGAUUGUGUUAUUUAUUGCAGUGUUGUAUAUAAUCUAACCAAUCACGGGUGAUGCCUUUGAUUGGCAGCAUUUGUGACCCCAGUUUGCUCAUAUUUGCUACCUCCAAACAACAGCCUUGGAGAGACAUGGGAAUAGUUCCAUGAAUAUGUGUAUAUUGGUAACCCAGUCAUCCUCGAUAAUCUCCAGGGUAUACGUUACGAUCACUCUCCACUCACUAUACCCUUGAUGCAUCCACGGCUUGGCCCGAUAAUUAUAUUACCUCCCUUU